Trichogramma pretiosum is the source of this 1361-nucleotide messenger RNA. Its product is annotated as zinc finger protein 271-like. The transcript has 2 exons. The coding region runs from base 1 to 501 and encodes 166 amino acids. Lineage: Eukaryota; Metazoa; Arthropoda; Insecta; Hymenoptera; Trichogrammatidae. The record is from RefSeq and is a predicted model, not a curated record.
AUGAAUAAAAGUGAAGAGAAAUCUGCUGAUGUUGUCUCGGGAAAUAAUUUAAUACACGAAGGUCGCCAUUAUACAUGCGAUAAGUGCGAGAAACGAUUCGGACAAAAAUCACAUUUGCUCGACCACCAAAAAAAAUUACACGAAGGCAGCAAAGAUUACGCAUGCAAUAGGUGCAAGGAGAAAUUUAGAAUAAAGUCGUAUUUGCUAUUCCACCAAAAAACAGUACAUGAGGGUCACCAAUAUUUCGCAUGUAAUGAAUGUCAGAAAAAAUUUACAGUAAAAUCGAAUUUGUUUACCCAUCACAGGACGAUCCAUGAAGGUCGCAAAGAUUUCGCAUGUAAUAAAUGUCAGAAAAAAUUUAAACUCAAAGCGAAUUUGCUUGUCCAUCUAAGGACAGUCCAUGAAGGUCGCAAAGAUUUUGCGUGCAACAAGUGCGAGAAAACAUUCGGACAGGUAUCGAAUUUGCUCAACCACCAAAAAACAAUACACGAUGGACGUUAAGAUUAUGCAUGCGCCAAGUGCUACAAAAAGUAUGAGCAAAAAUCAAAUUUGUUCAUGCACAUAAAAAUAGUCUAUGAAAAUCACAAAGACUAUAGACGUGACAAAUUCGAUUCUUUUGAAUGGUGAAUAUGAGAAGUAUAUUCUAGAAUAAAUUGACUCUUGAAAUAUUUUGGAUUAAGUUCAAAAAAUUUUCAUUUGAGCAAAUUCACGAAAUCUUAAAAAAUUAUUCAAGCGCUUUUUCUCAUACAAUGCGCAAUUGCAUUCAAUUUCAUAUCAGAUCAUUUGAAAGAACAAUUGAUGGCUUAUACGAAUGUCACGAAGUCAUUGGAGUCAUACGCUUCGAAAUAUAUCGUUCGUAAGAAGAUAGAAGUACAUAUCUCAUCAGUGAAAUAAUGAAAAGUGCUGCCUUUUUCUUGACAAUUGUAAUUUACAUUUUUUUUAAAUGUAAUAUAUUUUUCGACUCUUUGAACAAUUCUAAACAAAAAGUUUCUCUCGUCAUUUUUUCGUCCGAUGCAUAUGUAACGAAUUAAAAAUCGUUGAAAACUCGAAAGUAGCAGAUUUGGAUCGACUUGGCAAAAUAACACAAAAUUGUCCAUAACUUUUUUUCUAAUGAACCUAUUUUAACUUUUGAAAAUUCAAUCUUUUUGUUUUUUCAUGUAGAAUAGAAUGACAGAAAAUUGUUGUAAUUUAUGUUGAAUCGUUUUUGAGCUAUGGCCGGUUCAACAAUUAAAUUAUUAAUAACAAAAAAACAACCACUCGGAUCGAUGUCCACCUCCGAAAUUCGUGUUCAGCGGGAAAAAAUACGAGGAAAACAACUUGGUUCAGCUUUCGGGAUUCAUUUUGAAGCGGGCACCUGUGUG